This is a messenger RNA of Bacidia gigantensis, 1524 nucleotides long. RefSeq lists its product as uncharacterized. Lineage: Eukaryota; Fungi; Ascomycota; Lecanoromycetes; Lecanorales; Ramalinaceae. The transcript has 2 exons. The coding region runs from base 1 to 1524 and encodes 507 amino acids. The record is from RefSeq and is a predicted model, not a curated record.
AUGACGCUCAUAGUAACUCUUUUGAAUACGCUCUCCACACAAGUCCAACUAUGGCUUCUAUACCGGCUCUCAGGCGCAGACACCAGCACUACAUCUGUCACAACCAUUACCUCGAAAGUACCACCAGUCGCAGCCGAGGAGAAAAUCGAUAGCAACGACCCAUCUCCCCUCACGUCGCCCUUUGCUAAAGAUCUUGUUGAUAGAACCAACAAACUAUUCACAGCUCCAACUGAAGGGGUCGCUUCAAACGGACAAAGGAAAGAGAAUGCCCCUCCCACGCAUGGCAAUCACAAUACUCAGCGAGACGACUCGACAAUUUCUGAGACAAUUCAAGCGCUGCCACCCUGCGUUCCACAACGCUCCAUUUCACAGCCUCUCCCAUCACGCCCUCAGCCUUCGUCGAUUUCAAUUACAGCUCCGCAGAUACCACCACUUCGCCGACACACCUCCACCGCCUCUCUUGAAUCCAUCCGCGCACUCACUACUUCUUUUCCUCCGCCAUCACCCACAGUCAGUCCCCGCAAAUCCUCCCUCCAAAUUGUUCGUCGCAAACCUGCUGCGCCGCCUUCGCCAAAGCUGCGAAAAUAUUUGGGAGGACACCCCUCGUGCGACAUGAUCUCAAUGCGCUCCGCCUCCCUCCCACCGGUUCUCGAAGCACACUCCUCAACCAUUUCCCUCGAUCACGCCUACAACCAACUCGAAGGUCGCAUCAGUAUCGAAAGCUUCCACAGUCGUAGCCUCCGCCGACGCGGUUCUUGCUCCAGCCUGCUCAGCAGCCUGUGUAGCAGCCGCAACGCAAGUGAAGAAGAGUUACGCAUCAAUGGCCCCGACUUACACGGCUACACCAAAGUCAUCCACAACCAACAAAUCAAAUUCAUCAUCGACACCUCAAGCUCCAUCUUCCCCCUCCAUACCAACUCAGACCGCUCCUCGCCACAAUGGUACGAUGGCGCAACCUCUACCGCCCCAAGCUCUAUUCACGUCGAGGACAGGAAACAAAGACGAACAGACGACACGACGCGCGCUUCAAGGAACAGCGAUGGUUCCUUGCGCGUGGAUCUAGUAAGGGACGAAGCAGUAAUGGAUGCACAGGAAAGGGUGCAUUGGAUCCGCCACGCAUACAAGGCUUGGAGGGGCGAACGACCUGGCGUGCGUGUCACGCGUGCGGUGAAGAAUGCAGAAGUCGAGGAGACUAAUCUUGAUGGGACUGGUGGGGAGAAGACGGCUGAUAUGCAGGCUGCCAAGCGGAAGAGGGCUCGGUGGAAAUAUGGAGGUAGGGAGGAAGGAGGUGAGGAAGGAGGGGGUGGGGACGGGGAGAAGAAGAAGAAUCCGCUGCCUUGGGCUAGGAUCUUCUUUGAUGGUGUUAAGGCCGGGGUGGUGGAGGGGUAUGAGAGGAUGGUAGGCUGGGUUGGGGGAAAACUUGUGGUUUGGCAGUUGAGGAGGUCUAUGAGAGGGUGUGAGAGGAAGAAGGGGACGGAAUCGGGAGAGGUAGAAAGAGGGAGAGACGUGGGGGAAGGGGCUUGA